CGAGACCAUGGUCCACUCCCACAUCCUCCUCCGUCUCACUCCCCUCUCUCCCCACGCUCAGAAGUGGAAGCGUUUUUAAGCUGGCGUGUGCGCGAGGAGGUCUGAACUCUGGACGCGCGCAGAGCUCCCAGAGCGCGGCAGCGGCGGAAGGCGCGAAACCUCUUUGAUCAGAGCCCAGCAGCAACAAGACACCCAAUCUGGUUGCGCGAGCUGGAGAUCAUGGUGAAGGAGGAGGAGGUCAUGGCGGAGGCCGGAGGAGGUGGGGGAGGAGGGAGGGGGUACAUGGACAUGCUCGGCCUCGGGGAGGAGGCCAUGGCCGACUACUUCCUCUGCCUCUCGCCGUCCUCCUCCGCCGCCAUCUCCACCACCACCAGCGCCAGCGCCAGCACUCAUGCGGUCGCUUCUCCCACCUGCGCCUCCUACCUGCAGCCUCCUCCGGCGGCGCCGUACCACCACGUCCUCAGGUUCGGCGGCCGGGCGGAGCAGCAGUACCACGGAGGCGGCGACGUCUUCGGGUUCCAGUACUACUACUACGGCGCCGGCGGUCCCGCGAUCCCAGUGGCUGCCCCGCAGAAGUCCAGCCCGACCACCGACUGCUCCUCCUCCAUCUCCUCCAUGUCGUCCUCGCCCACCGCCACCGCCGCCUCGGUCAUCUCCACCUCCAAGCCACAGCCGACCAAGAAGAGAGGAUCAAGAAGCAGCGGCGAUCAGAGAAAGGCUGCUCCACCCGCCGCUUCCUCGAACAAGAGGCCCAGGGCGAGGAAGGAGCGGCUCGGGGAGAGGAUCCUGGCGCUGCAGCAGCUGGUUUCUCCGUUCGGGAAGACCGACACGGCCUCCGUCCUGCACGAGGCGCUCGGCUACAUACGCUUCCUGCACGACCAGGUUCAGGUCCUCAGCUCGCCGUACAUGCAGCGCCUGCCACCGCCACCUUCCCCCGCCCCGCUCCCGGAGGAGCCGCGGGCGCCGAACGACCUGAGGAGCCGGGGGCUGUGCCUCGUGCCGGUCUCCUGCACCGACCACGUCGCCGGCGGCAAUGCCAACGGCGCCGACGUCUGGUCGUCGGUGCCGGCGAUGGGCAUGCCGGCCACGGCGGAGGAGGAGUACGCGGUCGCUGCUGGGAUGCUUCGCGGGGAUAGGGAUCAUCAUCCUAGGCAGCUGGCCUAGCUUAGCUCCGGUUAAAUUUACAGCUUUAGCUUGGUUUACUCUAGAGUACUUUCAGGUAGACUCCUCAGGGUUAAUCCGCGGUACCGGUAGGACUCCGUGAGCUUCUUUUUUGGAGGGUUUCUGUAGGCGCACGGGCCGUGGCCGUGAUCCAUGUAACCAUGUUCCGGCAUAAAGGUGGCUCGAACCAAGUGUGCAGA
Molecule: messenger RNA, 1361 nt
Organism: Triticum dicoccoides
Lineage: Eukaryota; Viridiplantae; Streptophyta; Magnoliopsida; Poales; Poaceae
Product: transcription factor bHLH113-like
Exons: 7
Coding region: 220-1164 (314 amino acids)
Biological process (GO): regulation of transcription by RNA polymerase II
Cellular component (GO): nucleus
Molecular function (GO): DNA-binding transcription factor activity, RNA polymerase II-specific; RNA polymerase II cis-regulatory region sequence-specific DNA binding; protein dimerization activity
Source: RefSeq, a predicted model, not a curated record